This is a messenger RNA of Styela clava, 939 nucleotides long. RefSeq lists its product as uncharacterized. Lineage: Eukaryota; Metazoa; Chordata; Ascidiacea; Stolidobranchia; Styelidae. Gene Ontology annotation, molecular function: DNA-binding transcription factor activity, RNA polymerase II-specific; RNA polymerase II cis-regulatory region sequence-specific DNA binding. The record is from RefSeq and is a predicted model, not a curated record.
AUGGCGACAUCUACUCCGGUCAAUACGAAGCAUAUUGCCGAUAUAAAGUUUCCAACUUCGGGCGCUUUCAGACUGAAAAUGCCGGCACCAAUUUUUUCUCCUCGAGACACUUUUAUGCCGAACCAAUCGAAACAUCAAACAAAGUUUGCCUUGCCUUCCAUGCAGAACAGUCUGUAUUCGUCUAUACUUCAACAAUGGUUAAUGCGAAGCGUAUUUGAAGGAAUACAAUCCCCGGGAAAAAAUUUAAUCUUCCCUUUUCCGUGCACAACAAACUGUGAGAAACCGAACUAUUUAUUACAAGAUUUGAAUGCAAGAUAUAAAGAACUAUUGAUAACUCGUCUCAGUGGAUCACCCGGGUGUUUGAAUUUCGAAUCACCGACUCCGUUAAUUUCUCCAUUUUUCCCAAACCCAACCAAUAUAAUGCCUAGUUAUUCGCAGUUAUUCGGAACUUCGUUUCAAAGCCAAACACACAAUCCAGCUCCAGUCCUUGUACACGGAGCCUUUAAAAACAAUGACAGGCCUAGAAAUAUAACUGAAACAUGUAACAGUAAAUCACGCGAAGACAAUGCCCAAGAUCCAAAUGAUCUGCAAAGAAAUAAGUUGGACUUGGUCAACAACAAUAUUGGCAAAGAACGAAAAAGUCACAAAUGUAUUUAUUGCGGUAAAUUAUAUUCAAGAAAAUACGGAUUGAAGAUCCACAUCAGAACUCACACAGGAUAUAAACCUCUGAAAUGUAAAGUGUGUGGUCGACCGUUCGGAGACCCAAGUAAUUUGAAUAAACAUGUCCGACUUCAUGCAGAAGGAGACACCCCGUAUCGAUGCAAGUUCUGUGGUAAAGUGUUGGUCAGAAGACGCGAUCUUGAUAGACAUAUCAAAUCGAGGCAUUCUCUUUGCGGGAGUACCGAAAAAGGAUUGUACUCAGAUAACUGGAAAAUAUAA